AUGUACAGGGCCGUCAUCCUGCCGACGCUGCUGUAUGGAGCGGAGACUUGGACAGUGUACACGAAGCAGGCACGCCGACUGAACCACUUCCAUCUCAGUUGUCUUCGAGGCAUCCUGAGACUGAGCUGGCAGGAUCGAAUCCCCGACACGGAUGUGCUGGAGCGGACGGGAAUCCUCACCAUCUACGCCAUACUGAGGCAAAUCCAGCUGCGCUGGAGCGGCCACCUGGUGCGCAUGGACGACGAGCGACUACCCAAACGACUCUUCUACGGAGACGUCGCGACGGGUUCUCGCCGCCAAGGAGGCCAAAUUCGCCGAUACAAGGAUACUCUGAAGUCCUCCCUGAAGCGUCUGCAAAUUAACCAACUGGGAAGACCUCGUCCGCGAGCGACCGAUCUGGAGGGGGACAGUGAAGUCAGGCGCUGCGUCUUUGAAGCCAACCGCAUCGCCGCCUCCAAAGUCAAACGCAAAACACGCAAAUCACCACUAUGCUCACCCGCAACGCCGACGCACAACCGCUUCCAACGUGUCCUCGGUGUCAACUGA
Spirometra erinaceieuropaei is the source of this 546-nucleotide messenger RNA. NCBI's taxonomy places the organism in Eukaryota, Metazoa, Platyhelminthes, Cestoda, Diphyllobothriidea, Diphyllobothriidae. The record is from the annotation of a GenBank genome assembly.